CGAGCACAUUCAGAUUCGACUUAAAGGAACUCAAUCUGGAUAGGAAGGAAUACUCAGUAUUUUAUUUGGAUGCUUCUGUUCUCAUUCUGAGUGAUUUUAUCGAUUCUGUCGUGGAAAGAUACACUAUUUGAAUUAUGAAGGAUAAAGUAUCUCAAGAGCUGUUAUGAACCUGUGACUUUUUUUUUUUGUAAUUAUUUAUAAACUGGCCGUGUAAAUCAUGCGAGGGUUUGCUGGAGUUCAGUCACGCAGUAAACCGAGCGGCUCUGCUCACAGGAUUUACCUGCUCUUCAUCUUACUGCUGCUCAUGUUCACUCCCAGUGCGGACUCGUCUUGGUGGUACAUUGGCGCGUUAGGUGCACGGGUCAUAUGUGACAACAUUCCAGGGCUGGUGAACAAGCAGAGGCAGCUCUGCCAAAGACACCCAGAUCUCAUGCAAUCCAUCGGAGAAGGAGCCAAAGAGUGGAUCCGAGAAUGCCAGCACCAAUUCCGACACCAUCGCUGGAACUGCAGCACGCUGGAGCGAGACCAUACUGUGUUUGGCCGCGUCAUGUUGCGCAGUAGCCGUGAAGCAGCAUUCGUUUAUGCGAUCUCCUCUGCUGGGGUGGUUUAUGCCAUCACCAGAGCGUGCAGUCAAGGAGAGCUGAAGAUCUGUGGCUGUGACACCAACAGGAGAGGCCGAGCGAGCGAUGAAGAAGGCGACUUUGACUGGGGUGGAUGUAGUGACAACAUCAACUACGGUAUCAAGUUUGCCAAAGCUUUUGUGGACGCCAGAGAGAGGAUGGUCAAAGAUGCCAGAGCACUGAUGAAUCUGCACAACAACCGCUGUGGGAGAAUGGCAGUAAAGCGUUUUAUGAAGACUGAAUGCAAGUGUCAUGGAGUCAGUGGGUCAUGUGCUCUCAGGACAUGCUGGCUGGCUAUGUCUGAUUUCCGGCGAACAGGGGACUACUUGAGAAAGAAGUACAAUACUGCUGUGGAGGUCACCAUGAACCAGGACGGUUCAGGCUUCAUGGUUGCUGACCGAGAUUACAAGAGAACGACCAAAAAUGAUCUAGUAUACACUGAGAACUCUCCAGACUAUUGUCUAAUGGACCGUUUGGCAGGUUCUCUGGGUACAGCAGGACGGGUGUGUAACAAGUCUUCCAGAGGCAUGGACGGCUGCGAGGUCAUGUGCUGCGGCCGCGGGUACGACACCACGCGUGUAAAUCGUGUGAGCAAAUGCGAAUGCAAGUUCAAGUGGUGCUGCGCUGUGGAGUGCAGGGACUGUGAGGAAAUUGUGGAUGUCCACACCUGUAAACCACAUAAGAAACCCGACUGGCUCGAUUUGACCUGACUGCCAUGACCAUGACCAAUCAGCAGCUACUGGUGCUUUUCUGUUCUCAGGUUUUUGAAGUGGGCCACCGCAUUGUGGAAUGUGUAGUUUCUGACUAUAACGCUCUGAUCUCCACUUGCAGAACCCUGAACUUUACCCGCCUUCAAUGAUGCAAGUACAGAGAUUACAGGCCAGUCUGGAGCACUGGUAGACGGUUGGUGUCAUGGGAAAUCAUACAAUGGGCAUUGUCUGGUGUUUAACAGAAUUAACUGUGAUCAGGACACAAUCCUUUCACUAUUUUCAAACUGUAAACACCUUUUACUGAUAGUAUAUGUGUCUAUAUACAUCAAAUUGUGUUUUUUGACAGCUUUGAUAAAUGCAUUGAUGGAGUUUUAGGGAAAGAACAAUAUACAGCAUCAGUUCAAGAUUCCCAAAGAACAUAGCAACAAAUCGCAUUUCACGACAAGAACAAUUCCACUUCAUGGUCCAAAAUAAUAAUUUGAAGGAUGCUGUAAAAAUGUUCAACAGUGAUAACUGUACUUCCCAUUUACUUCAAGGACCAUCAUUUUGAUACACAACUUAUGCGUGAAAGAAUUUGAUCAGUGAUAUUAGGCGCUUUCGCACCAGAGGAACCUUUUCAUAGUUCCUAGAACUACUGGCAGAAGUUCACACCACAGGAACUAGAACGUAUUUUGUUCUAGGAACUCUGUUUUUGGGGAACUAAAUUAGCUCCUACUUCAAAGUAGAGACUAAAACAGUUCUAUAGGAACUACCAGUGACAUAGUGUACGCUGAUUGGCCAAACACAUACAAAACACCGGCUACCCAACAUUUUUAAAAAGCCUUGAAACUCCACAAACAUGGAAAACAGCCAUAAUGGCAUUUACCUCUUGUUUGCAGAGUUCUUUUCUCAGCCUCAAUGAUUAACACUGCAAGUUGUCAUAGGAGAUUUAGUCAGAUUUUCAUGCUCUUUUAUUUGCUUAAAUUGUGCGUUUACAUUCCAUCUCUGUUAUCACAAAACCUGCAAGACACAACACAGCUCCGAUCACAUCAUCCUCCAUUCACCAGUUGUUGAUGUUUGUAAAUUACCACGAAUAAAGACGUCAGUGCUGGCCGCUUCAGAAUUCCUGCUGAUGAUGCAAAUGCAACCAGGAAAAUGGCCCAAGGGAGAAAUUGGUUCGCUAGGAACAACCAUGCUGGCUAGUUCAUAGAACAAAGUUCCAUAGAACUAUGCGGCGCAAAAGUGCUUAUUGUGUCAUUGUAUAUCAGAGAAAUAUAUCUUUCAUGUUAUCUUUUAAAUAUCUAAGCACUUAAACAUCCCUUUGAAUAUGAGCACUUUUUUUUUGGUUUGGUAUACUGGUUCCAAAAACUUGUCUACGAUCAGUAUCUCAGUAUUUUCCCUGAUGGAUUCUUCAGUGAAAUGUGAUGUUUAUUGAAAUAAAGAGUCCGAACCAUCAGA
Molecule: messenger RNA, 2767 nt
Organism: Cyprinus carpio (common carp)
Lineage: Eukaryota; Metazoa; Chordata; Actinopteri; Cypriniformes; Cyprinidae
Product: protein Wnt-2b-A-like
Biological process (GO): cell fate commitment; neuron differentiation; canonical Wnt signaling pathway
Cellular component (GO): extracellular region
Molecular function (GO): frizzled binding; cytokine activity
Source: RefSeq, a predicted model, not a curated record